CACUGACCGGGAUGGCUGUACUGUGCACAGCCAUCCUGAGCAGUGUGCUCGAGCUGAUAGGGAGGAAGAUUGUUUGUAAACAAAACAAUCUUCCUCCCUGUCAGAGAUGCUUGGGUAUUUUUAAGAAGCAGCCAUGCAAAGCAGUGUGCUUACAAUGAAGCAUUAACACACAGCCCUAGCAAAACAGCACACAGCUAACCCUUUGAUCGCCCCUCAGGUUAACCCUUCCUAGUGCCGUUAGUACAGUGUCAGUGCUUUUUUAUUAGCACUGAUCACUGUAUUGGUGUCACUGGGGAUGACAGUGACACCAAGUCAGUUCCCCCCCAGUGUCAGAAUGCCCGCCGCAGUCCCGCUA
This is a messenger RNA of Staurois parvus, 355 nucleotides long. The record is from the annotation of a GenBank genome assembly. NCBI's taxonomy places the organism in Eukaryota, Metazoa, Chordata, Amphibia, Anura, Ranidae.